This is a messenger RNA of Aegilops tauschii subsp. strangulata, 2943 nucleotides long. The record is from RefSeq and is a predicted model, not a curated record. Lineage: Eukaryota; Viridiplantae; Streptophyta; Magnoliopsida; Poales; Poaceae.
UCUUGCAGUGAUGGUGGCAUCCCAACUCUGACAUGGACAACUGAAAUGUUAACUCCAACUGACUCUUGACUCCGACACCAACACUUCUAGAAUUUCAAAAUCUUGCAUUAUUCAAUUAUCCGCUUCCGUGAUUGAACAUUCGUGGGUGCUUCCCUCGUGGAAACAGUUUCUACUUGUAGACCAAGUUUCAAUGCAACUGCUUUCUCGCAUUUGACAGCAUCUAUAUAUAGCCUAUAGCUAGUUACAGCUUAGUAACUACUAAGAUUUUGGCCUGAUCGAUCAAUGGAUUCGAAGGCUCUCCUCUGCUGCACUGUAGCUCUGAUCGUUUUGUUUCUGCCGUUGAGUGCUUCCGACGACCGGCUUGUCCCUGGCAAGCCGCUGUCUCCCGGCAACAUCAUCGUCUCCGAUGGCGGCACCUUCGCGUUGGGCUUCUUCAUCCCCUCCAACUCCACUCCAUCCAAGGUUUACCUUGGCAUAUGGUACAACGACAUCCCUGAGUUCACGGUUGUGUGGGUUGCUAACCGUGAAACCCCAGGCACCAACAACACUUCCUCUGCACCGAUGCUCUCCCUCACCAACACCUCAAAUUUCAUCAUCUCCGAAGGUAAUAGUGGUGGCCGUGUCCUUUGGACGACGGCCAACAUGACCACUACCAUUGGCUCAUCUACCCCAACAGCGGUGCUUCUGAACACCGGCAACCUCGUCAUCCGGUCGGCAAACGGUACCACGGUGUGGCAGAGCUUCGACCACCCCACGGACACGCUCCUCCCUGGGAUGAAAAUGCGGAUCAAAUACAGCUCGCCCGACACUCGCGAUCAUCUAGUAUCCUGGAAGGGCCCCGGCGACCCUUCGCCGGGGCGCUUCUCCUUCGGUGGCGACCCAGACACACCCCUCCAAGUAUUCCUGCGAGACGGGGAGAGCUUGGUGACUCGUAGCAACCCAUGGACAGGGAUCCAAGUGGUUAGCUUUAGCCAACAACAGCUAGUAGGGGCAACGAACGUCAGUGAUGUUAUCAUCUACAUGGCCAUCGUCGACAACGGUGAUGAGAUCUAUUCCACAUAUAGCCUCUCUGAUGGCGCCCCGCCCACAAGGUCAGUGUUGAGCUAUUCUGGUCAGGUUCACAUUGAGAUCUGGAGUAGCAGGUUGUCGGUGUGGGUUGUCGUUUCGAUGUGGUCUGCUGAUUGCAACCGCUAUGCUUACUGUGGCCCAUAUGGCUACUGCGACGAGACAGUCGUGCCUAUCCCAACUUGCAAGUGCCUAGAUGGCUUCGAGCCAGCAAACAAGGAGGAGUGGACUAGAGGCAAGUUCUUGGCGGGGUGCCGGCGGAAGGAGCUGUUGCACGGGUGCACAAGUAGUUACGUGGCCAUGUUGGGGAUGAAGUCACCAGAUAAAUUUGCGCUCGUCAGAGGGGGCAAAAGUAAGCCUGAGGAGUGUGUGGCGGAGUGCAACCGCAACUGCUCCUGUGUGGGGUAUGUGCAUCGCAACGUCAGUAGUGGCAGUUUCGGAGGAGCCACGACAAUGUGCUUGCUAUGGGCUGGGGAUUUGAUUGACACUGGAAAAUUACGUGAGCCCGGUGGAGAGACGCUCUAUCUCCGACUUGCAGGUACAGAUGCAGCAGGUGGUAAAAGGCGAAAAAUCAAUGCAGUUAGGAUUAUGCUGCCAGUUCUAAGCAGUAGUGUUCUCAUACUCGUAUGCAUCUCUCUUGCAUGUUUAAAAUGCAAAGAAUUCAUGGGGUCACAUAUAACUUUUUGUUUCUUAUGCCCGCGGUAUGCUUAUUGGAAGGGAAAUGACUACUACAUUGUGGGAGCAGGCAAGAACAAAAAUUGGAGAAAGCACAAGAAUAUAAUAUUGGAUGGUCUAAGUACGUCCGAAGAACAUGGCGGAAAAGGCCCUCCUCAUGAUGAAGAUUUUCUGUUCGUAAGAUUAGAAGAAAUUGUUCUUGCGACCAACAGUUUCUCUGAAGCAUGUAAGAUUGGACAUGGAGGAUUUGGCAAAGUUUACAAGGGGCUAUUAGGUGGUCAAGAAGUCGCAAUCAAGAGGCUAAGUAGAGAUUCUCAACAAGGAACAACAGAAUUCAGGAACGAAGUAAUUCUAAUUGCAAAAUUGCAACAUAGAAACUUGGUUCGACUUCUUGGGUGUUGUGACGAAGGAGAUGAAAAGCUCUUGAUAUAUGAGUAUCUUCCUAACAAGAGCUUAGAUGCUACCCUUUUUGAUGACUCAAGAAAAUUGUUGUUGGAUUGGGCAACACGGUUCAGUGUAAUCAAAGGGGUUGCAAGGGGGCUUCUAUAUCUUCAUGAAGACUCAAGGUUCACCAUAAUUCAUAGGGACCUAAAAGCUGGAAAUAUUUUGCUAGAUGCAUAUAUGAAACCCAAGAUAGCAGAUUUUGGUAUGGCGAGGAUCAUUGGUGAUAACCAGCAAAACGCAAAUACCCAACGUGUAGUUGGAACAUAUGGCUACAUGGCUCCUGAGUAUGCAAUGGAAGGUUUCUUCUCUACCAAGUCUGAUGUCUAUAGCUUUGGCGUGUUACUACUGGAGGUUGUAACUGGUAUAAGGAGAAACUCCAAUAGUCAAACCAUGGGAUUCCCUAGCCUCACUGUAUAUUCAUGGAAUAUGUGGAACGAAGAGAAGACCGAGGAAUUGCCAGACUCAUCUAUCGAAAAUACUUCACCAGAAGAAGUUUUGCUUUGUGUCCAUCUUGCACUCUUGUGUGUCCAAGAGAACCCAGACGACAGGCCGCUAAUGUCAUCAGUUGUGUUUGUCCUAGAGAAUGGAAGCACCACACUUGCAACCCCCAAUCGCCCUGCCUAUUUUUCACGGCGGAAUGUUGAAGUGGAUGAAUUAAGAAAUGAUAUCCACACUUGCGUGAAUAGUUUGACUCUUAGCGAGAUAGAUGGCCGGUGAAAUAUUUUUUAAUUAUUUAGCUUUUUAUGUACAUAACAUAAC